Lemur catta (Ring-tailed lemur) is the source of this 4137-nucleotide messenger RNA. It is a transcript of the gene ENDOU, whose product is annotated as endonuclease, poly(U) specific. The transcript has 10 exons. NCBI's taxonomy places the organism in Eukaryota, Metazoa, Chordata, Mammalia, Primates, Lemuridae. Gene Ontology annotation, biological process: immune response. Gene Ontology annotation, molecular function: scavenger receptor activity; RNA endonuclease activity; polysaccharide binding. The record is from RefSeq and is a predicted model, not a curated record. Bases 1205 to 2398 code for a protein of 397 amino acids.
CUAGCAGCCCGGGAGUUCAUGGGACUGCUGAGAGGAAGGUGUGUGUGAGGGAAGGGAGUGUGGCCUGAGGUCAGUCCUUUAAAGAUCUCUGUCACCUAAAAGGGGUCAAGCAGAAUGGAAAUGGGGUGUAUGUGUGUGUGUGUCCUGUGGGGGAGAAUAGCACGGGGGGGUCGUCCUUAUGCACUCACACCUCCCUGUCCUUUCCCUCUUGCCCUUAGCUUCCCUGUGAAGGCCCUGGGCAGGCUGGGGCCAAGGUGGGCCCUAACCGUGGGGUGCACACCAGGAGGGUCACACCUCUCCAGGAGAUGGGGUGGAGCUGUCUGGGAGACAGGCCCCUCGGGCUGCUCCCCUCUCUUCUCGCCCCGUCCCAGCAGGAGGACAGACUCCGCCUGCAGAUCCAGCACCCUCUCCUGGUCUCCUGCCAUUGGGCACUGGGAGCACCCAGUGGAGGGGCGGGCGGGCAAGCUGGUGGGGGGGCCCACCUGCUUUCACACACCUGAUGCACUGGCCUCUGGCUGCUCUACCUCUCAAUAGUCACAGGAUUUAUGGCAAUAAUAGUAAAUUAACAUUUGAAUAGUGUUUUCAUCCUUUUUCAUCUUCACACUUUCACAUUUUAUCUUAUCUUUAUCCCGAUGAUAAAAUAGGUACUGCAGGUAUAUUCACCCCUGUUUUACAGUCAAAGAAACUGAGGCACAGGAAGGUUUGCCUAAGGUCACAUGACUGCUUAAUAACAGGGUGGGCAGAUGAAGUAACUGCAUGUGCACCAGCUGUGCCCUUUCCUCCUGCCCCCGGCACUCCCCGUGACAGCUCCCCGAACCCCAAAUUUUAUGCUCCGGUGAGAACAGACCCAGGCAUAGAAAUUCCUUUCUCCCUCUCUCCACUCCCAUGUCCCUUCAUUUUCAAAUACUUACUGUGGGCCCCGUGGGGGCUGUGAACAAGACAGGCCGUCCUGGCCCGCGGGACAGGCCACCCAGCGGCAGACAAGCCCAUCAGAAGAUGCUGCGGGGAGAAGCCGAGGGCCGCGGUGUCUCACCACUCACCCCAGCGCUCAGGCCCAGGGCUGCUCCCACGUGAGAACGCAGGUCCGCAGCCGCAGCCGGCCCCUGGCCCUGCACACAGCCUGCACAGCUCUGCCUCAGCCUCAGCGACAGGGGUGCUCUCCCCUCACCACUGGCACGAGCCAGCUGGGUGUCAGACAGGAAGAAUGGAGUCAUGUGCAUCUCGCUGUAAUGAGAAAUUUAACCGGGACGCUGCCUGCCAGUGUGACCGGUGGUGUCCCCGGCACAGGGACUGCUGUGAAGACUAUGAACGUCUGUGUGCUGCUGCAGAGGACCCCAAAGAGCCAGAGCCAUUCCUGGAGCUGGAGGAAGAGGAGGAAGAGGCAGAAGAGGCCCCCACCAGCAACUUGUACUCGGCACCCACUUCCUGCCAGGGCCGCUGCCGCGAGGCCUUUGACAAGCACCAGCCGUGCCACUGCAAUGCCCGCUGCCAAGAGUUUGGGAACUGCUGCGAGGAUUUCGAGAGUCUGUGUGGCAACCACGAGGGCUUCUCCCACAGCAGUGACGCCAUAACCAAAGAGGAGCUUCAGAGCACCUCUGAGAAGAUCUACAGGGCAGACACCAACAAAGCGCGGAAGGAAGACAUUGUUCUCAACAGCCAAAGCUGCAUCUCCCCCUCGGAGACCAGAGACAAAGUGGAUCACUGCCCACAGCCACUCUUCACCUAUGUCAACGAGAAGCUGUUCUCCAAGCCCACCUAUGCGGCCUUCAUCAACCUCCUGAACAACUACCAGCGGGCGACGGGCCAUGGGGAGCACUUCAGCCGCCAGCAGCUGGCCGAGCAGGACUCCUUCCUCAGGGAGAUCAUGAAGACGGCAGUCAUGAAGGAGCUCUACAGCUUCCUCCACCACCAGAACCGCUACAGCUCAGAACAAGAGUUUGUCGAUGACUUGAAGAACAUGUGGUUUGGGCUCUAUUCAAGAGGCAAUGAAGAGGGAGACUCAAGUGGCUUUGAACACGUCUUCUCAGGUGAAGUCAAGAAAGGCAAGGUCACCGGCUUUCAUAACUGGAUCCGCUUCUACCUGCAGGAGAAGGAGGGCCUCGUUGACUAUUACAGUUACAACUAUGACGGCCCUUGGGACUCCUACCCCGACGUGCUGGCGAUGCAGUUCAACUGGGACGGCUACUAUAAGGAAGUGGGUGCCGCGUUCAUCGGCAGCAGCCCGGAGUUUGAGUUUGCACUCUACUCCCUGUGCUUCAUUGCCAGGCCGGGCAAAAUGUGCACGCUAAGCCUGGGUGGACAUCCCUUGGCCAUCCAGACUUAUACUUGGGACAAGACCACCUAUGGAAAUGGCAAGAAGUACAUCGCCACAGCCUAUGUGGUGUGUUCUACCCGAUAGAGCCUUGGGCCAGAGAGGGGUGUGAGGGCAGUGAGGGCUCUUGCAAGGCUGAGGUGCAGUCUGCUGUGGACUUCAGAGGGGAAAGAUGAGACUGGGAGGGGUCCCUAAAUCCCAAAUCCAUGAGAAGGAUUCCCAAAUCCCCAAAUGCCCAUAUGGGAAAGAAAAAAGAUAUAAAUCGGAAGAAAUGCAGGCAAACAGUCACAUCUUUGUCAGCCAGCACUUUGUAAUGUAGACUAAGAAACAGAGUCCAGGCAGAGAAGGUGGACUCCUUUGCAAGCUCUUUGCCCUGAUGUGUGGUGGAACCACAAGCAAGUGCUUUGACCUCACUGGGCCUCAUGCUUUCCUUUAAUGUAAAGGGAAGGGGUCUGACCUCUUCCCUCUUUUUGGGGUUGGUGAGAGGGCAAACCUGGUGAUACAAUUACUGUGAAGGUGUUGUCAGUUGUUCUUAGGAAGAACGGCUGAUAGAAAUUCAAGAUUACUAUAAUGGCUGUUAUUGUACACAGCUCUGCAAACUACAAUUCAACCAUGUGUUGGGGGCCUCAAUGAAGUCAGGCCAUAGAAAUCAGGCAGUGGGCCUUUGGUCCUUUCUAGAGUUAGAUCCUCUUAGAACAGAGUCUGGGAGAAUCUGCCACUGGAGAAAGGUAAUGGAUUGGUGCAGUGAGCAGGCUGGGGGCGGGGUGGCCUUCUCUGGACCUGAGUGAUUUUGCAGCCAGCUCAGUAUCUGCAUCAAGGAGCUUCCCACUUGUGGGUGUUCAGUGCAGUUAUAGACUUAUGUUUUCAUCUCAAAUAGUUUUUGAAAGAGUUCCCCUCGUAGGAGGAAGAUGUAGCAUCAGAAGAAGAAAGGAACCUAUAGUUUGGUGAAUUAACAUAAUUAUUUUAAGGCCUAUCCAGCAGCCAUACUUUGAAUAAGUCUAGAAUAGGAGACCGGGGAGUUGGGGGUUCCCUAUCUCAACCUCAGUUAUGCAUUUCUUCAUGACCCCAUUGGAAACCAGAUGCUGUCCCACAGAGCUAUGAGAGCUACAGUUUAGAGGGUGUGAGUUUCCAAUUAAAGUCAUUUAAGAGAACAUGAAAUGUGUCUCUUCUUUGGAUAUGGCCCCUCUCAACUGUAUGUGUCCCUGUCUCCUCCCUGGAGCAGGGUUAGGAGUGAUACUUCUACUUUAGUGUCUUUUCAGAAUCUUGGAGAACGUAGUAUCUGGGUGAAGUCCCUGAUGACUGCCCAAGUCGCUCUAGCCAAGAGGCGAAGAGAAUUCCUCCUGAUGCACCUGUAAUAUGGAGAGUGGAAGGAAAAUUGCAGACAGAGUAUGAGGAGGGGGUGAAUGGAGACUGAUGGCCCCAUCCCCAAUAACCACGCCCCUUGAUCACAUACAUAGGAGUAUAAGGAUGCCUCUGGAUGCAACUUCUGUGGUCACAGAGGUUGACCAAACUGAGGGAAGAGGAGAUGCUAAAGAGAUACACAAAGAGACUUCUGACCUGUAAGAUUAUUUAAGCCACAAUGCUAGAAAAAUGUCAGGUAUGAAGGGAUAUCUCAGGCAAGUUACUGGAGUGCAGAUAGAUGAAACAGGGCCUUUUCCUGCCCUUCCCCAGCAAGACAGGGAGUCAGUGGAGCAUAGUGGUUACAGGUACAGGCUCCGAAGUCAUGUCGCCCGGGUACCUGGACAGACUCUGUCACUUGCUGGCUGAUAAGCCAAUUUCUUCAUCGGUCAAAUGGGGAUAAUAUUACCACUGUUGUGAGAUAAGGA